This is a messenger RNA of Anneissia japonica, 1348 nucleotides long. RefSeq lists its product as uncharacterized. NCBI's taxonomy places the organism in Eukaryota, Metazoa, Echinodermata, Crinoidea, Comatulida, Comatulidae. The transcript is spliced from 7 exons. The record is from RefSeq and is a predicted model, not a curated record. The coding region runs from base 218 to 1348 and encodes 376 amino acids.
UUUAUUUAACUCGACUUCUUUGAGCUUUGUAUUUUAGUUAAGUUCUAAGUUUCUUUGUUUAGUUUAAGAAUACUUUACUAGAAUCUGCAUCGCUCAAAUUUAUUUAAUAGAAUUGAUGUAUAGUGUAAAGAGGCUUUAUAUCUAUCUCUCUAUAUAUCUAUCUAUCACACAAGCAGACAAAAAAAUGUUUUAAUGGUACGUUCUUCUUUAUUUCAGUAUGGAUUUAAUAGAUAACAACAGUUCUGCUGAAGACGUCAAAACAUGUUUGAUCGACUGUGGAAUCCCAGAGAAUGAUGCUAAAAUAAUUGAAGAAAAUGGUGUUGAUGGAGAAAUAUUGUUCCAUCUUAAAGAUGAAGACUUAAAAAGUAUGCUACCAGGGAGAGUGGGGAUUGUCAGGAAAAUCAAAGUAUUACUGCAAGCAAGAAAGACACCUGAUUUGGAAAUUCAGGAAUUCUCAGUGCCAUCUGGCUCUAGUGAAGAAGAGGAAGCUGAAUGGCAUUUGUCAACUUCUAGUGCUGGAACUGAAUGUCCCCUUCCCAUAUACUCAACUAGAGUCCGAGGUUGGCUCAGUAAUAGUGUCGAUGCCUCCAAGCAUCUGGACAAAAUCAUAGAGGAGACUGCCUAUCAUAUCAUUGCACACAAGUAUAAUAUGAAAUCCAAGACACAAUAUGAAGUUUUUGGUAAAUCAUUAGUGGCUGAACAUCCUAACCUUGCGUUCAGUUCUGGAUCAUCAAAAUGGAGAGUUGUGACACAGAAGCUUUCCCAAAAGCUCAGAAACAUUAGAUGGAGGGAAAAUAAACGAAUCAAGAAAACUAGUAAGGGAGAUAAAAGAAAGCCGGGAAAUGGAGCUCGCUCUUAUAUAUGUCUUCCCAAAGAUAGUGAUAAUCACAAGUCCUUUGAGGAGAUUGAAGAAGAGUUGAAAGUUGCAGUGGUUGCUGAAGAUGGGCCAAGGAUUAAAAAACUGCUAAGAGACUCUUUUCAGGAAAGGCGAGAUGUCAUAAGAAAAUUGAAUGGGGGCGCAAAGGAAAUAUUAGAAAGGUUUCCUUUACUAAAGGAAAGUGGACAUGUAAUUGCAGAAUUUGAAAGAAUGGUAAACGAAAAUGAUUACUGUUCCAAAUAUUUGGAGUUUACAGUGAUAACAUUUCAUUCUUAUGACUCAUCCCACCAUUCCUCCAUACCAGAUUUACUUGAUCUUACAGGUUUAAUACUAGACGAUAACUUAUUGUUCAGCUCCCGAGGGGGCAUAGACACAAAAACCGCUUAUAACUCAAAUAGUUAUCUGGCAUCUGGCACUUUAGCAGCAUGUGUAAGUGACGCCUUUGCUGUAACCAUGAAGGGGCUUUAUUAA